ACUAAAGGUGCAGUGCAUCUUGCUGAGAGGCCAGGCUGGUUCUUCCGUUCCCCAACCCCUUUUGUGGCUGUUUCUUGAUACAGGGAGAAGUUUUCUGGAGGAGUUUGGCUGUUACAAAAAGUUUUGCGCCUCCAGCUCUGUGACUGUGAGAUCAGUGAAGACCUAAACAGUUACCUGGCUGAGGAGGUCAUCGUCUUUAGCACUGCAAUGUCUGGCAGAGCCAGGACUCGAGCCCGGGGCCGAGCGCGCCAUUGGAACAUUGCCCAAGCUGAGGCGCCUGGAGCAGCGGCAGCGAGCCCUGCUCAGCAGGCUGCUUCGCCGCAGCCUAGACGCCAGCCACCCCGAGAGGAAGGCCGAGUAGCUGCACCUGAGCAGCCUAGAGGAGCAGAGGGAGGAGUCCAGCCUCCAGGAGGGCUUUCACUUGCAGCUAAUUUGCAGGCAUUAUCUGUGAGGCCGGGGACUCCAGCUGGAAUUUUUCAGGACCUUGUGGUGAAUACGAGGGAGAAACUGAGACAUGUUAGGCACUCAAAAACAGGUUCUGAAGGCAGCAUGAUAGAACUGCUUGCAAACCAUUUUCAAGUUAGUGAUACCUCAAGGAUGGCAUAUAAGUACAACAUUGUCUAUAAACCAUUCAUAAAAGACAGAGAUCUCCGUGAAAAGUUACUUUUUCAACAUGCAUCAAUAUUUGGAGAAUAUCACAUAUUUGAUGGGAACUCUUUAUUGUUACCUAGAAAGCUUCAGCAUUCUAAUAUGGAACUCAUCAGCCGAACCAAAGAAGGUGGCAUUGUGAAGAUUACAGUCUGUUUUUCCAGAGAGCUUGGGACUACGCACCCAGAUUGCAUACGCUAUUACAAUAUUUUCCUUAGAAGAAUUCUGAAGCUGAUGAAUUUGAAACAAAUUGGUCGCAACUAUUAUAACGACGCUAACACACGGACAUUCUUCAGCAGCAGCUUGGAAACCAUACCUGGUUAUGUGACUUCUAUCCUUCCAUAUGAGCAGAGUCUUACCCUGUGUUCUGAUACUUGCUUUAAACUGCUCCAAUCAAGAACUGUUUUUGAUGUGAUACGAAAGAAAUUUGCAAGAAUCCCUCGAGAUAGAUAUCAGCAAGAGAAAAUAUCUCAAGAAUUAAUUGGGUUAGUUGUUUUUACAAGAUACAACAACAAAACCCACAAGGUGGCUGCUGUUAACUGGGAUCUGAGUCCUAGAGAUACAUUUAAAAGAUCAGAUAGCAGUGAAAUCACCUUUGUAGACUACUACAUGCAGCAAUAUAAUCAGAUUAUCACUGACUUAAAUCAGCCACUCUUGGUCAGCCAAGGGAAGUGGAGAAGGGGCCAGAGGAAUAUAUCACCUGAGCCUAUACUGCUGGUUCCUGAGCUCUGCUACCUGACAGGGCUACCAGAUGACGUGGAGCAAAAACCUAACGAGAUGGGUAAUUUGACUAAAUUAAUGAAGCAGCCUCCUGAGGUUAGGAAGACAGAAUCAGAAAACUUUGUUAGAAACGUAAACAAAAAUUUGACAGAACAAAGUGACCUUCAAUGCUGGAGUCUGAGUUUUGAUACCAACUGUUUGUCCGUCUUGGGAAGAGUUUUGGGAGGUGUAAAAGUAGUCCAGCGUAAGAAAUCGUUUGAUGUUAACCAAGAGCUAGCAGAGUGGAUGAGAGAAUCAAGAAGUACAUGGUUACUUUCAGCAAAGUCACUAAAUAAGUGGGUGCUACUUUACCCCAAGGAAUACGAGCUCCAAGCCAAAGCCUUACAGCACAAUUUAAAAAGAGUCAAUGAUCCCAUGGGCGUAACUGGGGACGAAGGAUAUUUGCAAGCAGUAGAUGACCCUAACUCUUAUAUAUCUACAUUACAAAGAUGUGUUACCUCACAAACGACCAUGGUAGUUUGUGUACUGCCUGACAAUGAGAAAUACAGGUAUGAUGCAAUAAAAAAAUAUCUGUGUAUCAAAUGCCCGACUCCAAGCCAGUGUGUACUAGCAGAGACCUUAGAGUUUAAGAAAACUUAUAUGACCAUUAUUACAAAGAUUGCCCAGCAGAUGAACUGCAAGAUGGGAGGAGCCCUCUGGAAGGUGCAAACAAAUUUACGGAAAACAAUGUUCGUUGGUAUCGAUUGUUUCCAUGAUAUUAUAAACCGGCAGAACUCCAUUGCGGGAUUUGUGGCAAGCAUCAAUGAGGAAUUAACCCAGUGGCACUCCCAGUGUAUCUUCCAGGAACCUGGACAGGAGAUUGUGAAUGGGUUGAAUCGCUGUUUGGAAGCUGCCUUAAAUUCCUGGUUUAAAAAUUUACACUACCAGCCAAAUUCCGUCGUGGUUUAUCGAGAUGGAGUAGGAGAUGGUCAGCUUCAGUACUUACUUGACUGUGAAAUACCACAGCUUGUGAGCCAAUUAAACAAGCUUAAAAUCAAGCUAACUUUCAUUGUGGUGAAGAAACGAAUAAACACCAGGUUUUUUACAAAGUCUGAAGAAAUGUUUAAAAAUCCACCUUCAGGAACUGUUGUUGAUGUGGCGUUAACCAGGCACGAAUGGUAUGACUUUUACAUUGUGAGUCAGACCUCAAAAUAUGGUACUGUUACUCCCACUCAUUAUAAUGUUAUCUAUGACACAGUUUGCUUGGACCCAGAUACAGUACAGAACAUAACUUACAGACUAUGCCACAUGUACUUUAACUUCCCAGGCGCCAUCAGAGUUCCUGCUCCUUGCCAUUAUGCCCAUAAACUGGCUUACUUCGUGGGGCAAAAUAUUCAACAAGCGCCACAUAACGCACUAUCAAACAGUCUCUAUUACCUUUGAGCUACAGAAAGACCUGCUAUGAUGUAGAAAACCACAAGUGGUACAAUGAUUGUUUUUUUUCCUUUUGAAGCGGAGCAUCUGAAAUGUUUUCCUAGAUUUGCAGCUAGACUAUAAUAAUUUUCCAUUGGAAAUAGGGGAAAGUUAAAUAGUGUCAAAGAGAGGGCAAGGCAGAGAAGAAAACCAUGCGAGUAUCUAGCAGGAAAUCUCAAAAUGGUACUUAGGACUGCUUUCUAUGCCACAAAUUCCACACAAGGAGACUGAGUGUGACUGAGAAGUUGUUUGUUCAGAUGUUUGGGUCAAUGUUGAGAAAACCUCGAAUGAGCUCCCUCCAGCUGGAUUUAGUGAUGUGGUCUAUUUUCACAUUGACUUCAUUAAGAGCGACUUUCCAAAGAGUGGAGAUAAGGAGACAACUGACAGUAAAGAUUUCUGUCUUCCAAUUUACUUUUCAAACGUUAAAAAGAUUUUAUAACUAAAUGUGCCAGGACAUUUUGCAUUAUAAACAGUGCCACUCGGAACACUGAAAAGAUUAGUCAACCCAGGGUUACCCUGGUGAUUUAAAAAUUGGCAGUUUAGGGACAUGGAAACAUUUUCCAUAAGACAGAAAAUUGAGGACUCUUAGCCUCCUGGCUUCUGCUUCAAGUGUGAUGUUGUAAAGUGCAACAUAAUCAGAAGAAUCUUGGGCAGUUUUUUUUUUUUUUUUUUUGAGUCAAGGUCUUGCCAUAUAACUGAGGCUGUCUUUGAACUCGGUGUGUUUCAGGCUGGCCUCAAACCCAGUGAUUCUCCUGCCUCGGCCUCCAAAUUCUGGGAUUACAGGCAUGUGCUCUUGGGCAGGUUUUUUUGUUUUUGUUUUUAGAUGAAACCAUCCGCUUUUCUGGAAAGCAGAUACAUUUUUCUGUCCAUUUCAAACUGUCUUUAAAUAGACUCCAAACAGUGUCUGAGAACUUGGUUUUCAUAAGUUGAAUGGUAUUUUUGGGAGGGGAUGGGACUAGCUUCGAAGAUACUAGAAAGCAUGUAUUUGUGAAUUUAUUUGUUUUGCUUAUAUGUUAAUGAGUUUAUAAUUGCAACUUGAACCUGUCCUGUAUGAAAUAAAAUUAAAUCAUUUAAGAAAAUACAAUAUAUAAAUCAUACCAAUAAAAUAUAUAAAAAUAUAUAAUCCAGGUCAAAUUGCACUGAACAGUGCCACCAACAGUGAUAAAUGAUGUAAUAGAAGUGGGCCAUGAUUAAAGAUGUGCCAUGGAAGUGUUUUUUUUUUUUCUUGAGGUUAGAAUUUGAUUUAUGAUACUACUUUCUAGAAAUCUGAGGAAAUAAUUUGGAAAGAAAAAAUGGAAAGUUAACUAGUGAAUGUUUUCUUAAGUGCAAUAUGUACAAAUAUCACUUCUUCCUAGUACUGUUAAAUGAUGAAAUUCAAUAAAAUACUCAUGUUAA
Molecule: messenger RNA, 4215 nt
Organism: Cavia porcellus (domestic guinea pig)
Lineage: Eukaryota; Metazoa; Chordata; Mammalia; Rodentia; Caviidae
Product: piwi-like protein 3
Exons: 21
Coding region: 208-2790 (860 amino acids)
Biological process (GO): regulatory ncRNA-mediated gene silencing
Cellular component (GO): P granule
Molecular function (GO): protein binding; piRNA binding; RNA endonuclease activity
Source: RefSeq, a predicted model, not a curated record